AUGGAGAUCAAUGGGAGCGAAAACGGUAUGGAUGGGCUCGACUGUUUCCCGGCUGAGGUUCGGACCUUGAUACUCGAACUGCUGGACCUCGAGUCUCUAUUAAAGUGCCACGACGUUUGCCAUUCCUGGAGAGAACACUCGCUUUACGAGACGAACUAUCUGCCCCACGUCCUCGAUGCCUAUAAUCAACUCACCCACGGAACACGACCACUCCCUGCGGACCUUCGAGGGUCGGAGAAAGCACAGUUCCUGAAAGAAUUGGUCAAAACAUCGAUGUCAGCGUUGCCGGUUUUUGCGGAAUGCGAGACGUUAAGGGAUAUUGCUGUCGUGCUGCACAGGUUGGACAAGUCUUGGCUUUCCGGCAGCAACACAAGCUUUGCAUCUUUGAACCGCGGCGAAGUUCAUGAUGCGCCUAUUUUGGCUGUUGCAAUCGAUGCAAGGACCGGCUCGAUUGUGACUGGAGACACUGGAGGGGUUGUGGCCUUUUGGAAUGCCUCCACUGGAAAUUGUUAUCAUCGAUGUCGGUUUCCAAUCAAUGGGACACAAUGGAAUUGGGCUGUGCCGUAUCGUAUUGCAAUCGACGGUGAUAUUAUGGUUAUUGGGACACCGUUUGGCGGUGCGAUUGUUGCAAUCCGCAAUCUAUCCGGUGGACCCGACCCAUUUCUCAAAGUCGCGGAAAUCUGGACCGAUGGUGGGCAGAUAGCGAGUAUUCGUAUCGAGGGCACCGUGUGCAUUCUUGGAGAAGUCGGACAAGUUAGUUUCUGGGAUUUAUCGAGAUUCGUGGGUAAUAAUGAUCAAGCCGUCACGAAUCUGCAAGUACCAAAUCUCAUGACCAUCGGCACUCAAAACGACGUUUCGCCGGUUCAUAGUUUGUUUUAUAGAGAAAGCUCCUUGUUUGUCGGGUUGGCGGGGAGUGGAAUCCAGCAGAUUGUUUCUGAAUGCGGGCAGGCUCUGUCUCCGAAGAAACAGCUGUGGGAGCUUCCACCAUCGCAUUAUAUAUUGCUGGUGUCUGGGCCGGAGAUUCCUGGUAUUGGAGACGUAGGGUGCUCCCAGCUAUGCCCUGUUGGAGCCGAUGGUGAUAUUCUUGUUUCGUGGGCGGAUUCAUCUAUUUGUCGUAUGAGUUGGACUUCGAAGGUGGAAGACGAAUUAGUUUGGGAACCAAGGUCUCAGUUCUUGAUUCGGGUAGUCGAUGGUCCAUAUAAGAAGACCAUUGCAAUCUACGCUCGCGGAGAGAAAGAGAUAUGCCGUAUUAAGCCGAACGCUAUCGAAAUGUUUCGAGAGGAUGGGAUUUUGAUUAAUCGCAUACCCUGCAACUACGGCGCAAUCAGUUGCGUAGCUGUCGACCCCGCUUUCAUCGUAGUGGGAACAAGAGAAGCAGCAGUUUGCGUCUACUACUUUGCACCAGGGCGGCAAGUACCCGCGUAUGGACAAGGUCCGUCCUCUUCCGCCGCAACCAGUACCCUGCGAUCGCCUUCAUUGGAGAGAAAGCAUACUUACAAAAGGAAGUACCGCGAGGCAAUGGGCAUGGAUCUUGAAACCCCAAUGGUUGUUGGUGGAACCGUCAUUGACCCCGACAGGAUUCGUACGACGACGGCGACGGCGACGAAAGAUAUUUCCAAGAGCAGACCUGCUAAGCUCGCCACGGGGCCAAGGGCUAACGUCAAAAUUCCGGUUCCCACACCAUGA
Molecule: messenger RNA, 1686 nt
Organism: Orbilia oligospora ATCC 24927
Lineage: Eukaryota; Fungi; Ascomycota; Orbiliomycetes; Orbiliales; Orbiliaceae
Exons: 4
Coding region: 1-1686 (561 amino acids)
Molecular function (GO): protein binding
Source: RefSeq, a predicted model, not a curated record